AUGCUAGCGCCGCAUUCACCUGCGAGGCUACCUCCUUAUCUCGUACUAUCAGUUUUAACAUUUGAAAACGCGACCCAUAUUUUAUAUUUGUAUUUACGUGUCGUGAAGUUAUUUCUAGUUUAUUCACAGUGGAUAUAUCCUUUACAGGUUAUAUUGAAGCGGCCGUACCCGGCUAGUAUGGAGGAGUGCAAGAAAAGAGCACAAGGCACGAAAGUUUCUAAGAUAGCGAAUAUUUUUCAAGGAAUGCCUUCAAGGGACGACGAAGACAUGCGUGGAAGUGAUGUGACAGUUGUGCGAACUGAAAGCCAUUUGGCCAGAUUUAAUAAUGCUAGGGCUCUGUUUGAAAAAUUAGGUGAAGAAAAUCGUAAUUUUCGUAUUGAGAAGUCUCCAUCCGCGGCCGCCAGUUUUGCCGGUACUCGCGGUGUCCUGCCGGUGGUUCCAUCUCGUUCACGUUCAAGUUCCGCGGGAUCUGUCAGCCCUACGCGGAACACGGCGACUGGACAUGUGAGUUUGGGUUCCACGGUUGUCAACGGUGACCGACUUUCUAAUGGUGCUGGUCAACAGCCUCCCCCCAAGCCAAUUAAACCUAGUGUUCUUCCAAAGCCAGAGAAACCAGACAGAAGAUUUAAUAAAGAACUCAUAGAAAAACAAAGAAAUUGGACGGCACACUUCAAUAAACAGCGGCCGAGUAGACAUGAUCAAGAUCAGAGGAUAGAAAAUAGAUCAACUGCUUUCCAAGACAGAAGAUCCCCUGAAGUGGCGGACAGACAUGUGGUUCCGUCACGAGUUUACUCGCCUCCUCUGUCACCAGGGGCCGGUGAUACACAUAUAGAACGUCCAAGUACUCUUCCUUCUGCUUUAGUUAGUCGAGGUAUACAUGUUGCGAAAUCACCUAGUCCUAAUAAAAAUAUUGCUCCUGUAUUACCUUCACCUAGAUCUAGUAAUGUAGUAUCACCCACACACAGAACGGAUGUCCUCAUUUCACCCUCAGUUAAACGAGAUGAUCUUAUCUCUCCAGUCAGACAUAGUGCGCAAAAAAGUGAUGCCUUAGAAAAACCUCAAGUUUAUUACGGCAGAGGAUCCGUUUCACCUGAUACAAAAAAAAGUAUUAUAGAAAAAGAUGAAUUAAAAAUAGAAGCAAGUUCGAAAUCUGUAACGCCGACAGAGAACUUUAUCCCUACAGAAACUCCUUCGAUACCUUCUAUUGUCGAUGAUAAUUUAAGUUUCAUAUACAACAAACCGUUACCAUCCCCACCAAUUUGCGCACCGAGAUCUCCGCCACCGCCUAUACCGGAGACGAAGCCCAUCGUUUCGGGUUCGUUGGAAUCAGUUACUGAAGUUAACGAGAUAACCUCGUGUAUAUCAAAAGUGAAUAUUUCAAACGAUGAUGUUGAUUUCGUUAAUGAUAUCAUAAAGGAAUCGCGAGUCAUUUCGUCUAUAGCACCAGCUGAUAAUGAAAAUGAAGCGAAUGUAUCGGAAGCGUCUGUCAUACAAACGCCGGACGUGGAUGUUGUUCCUAGAUCACCUCUGAAGAGCCAAGAUGAUGAUUAUGAGACUGUGAACUAUAGUGAUUGGGAUGACAAGAGUAAACGGAAAUCAUUAACUUGUGAUACAAACAGUGCAGUUCUUGAGGAAGAAGCCCCGAAGUCGCUCGAACCUGAAUUGGCUUCACCGGGACGUGACCCUGAGUUUUCACCGUCUCCCGCACCAACCCCUGCUCAUGUGGGUGUUGGUGGCAAGUCAUCGGAGGCCGAGACGGUAGCAAGAGGAAGGUCUCGAGCCUCCAGCGUGUCGGAUGAGGGCGGGUUCAAUGAACCCUCGCCGGAGGUGGUAGCGAGACUUCGCCCCGCAGACUACCGCGACCCUCACCAGCCUCAGCUGACACACGACAUACGGGACGCGGAGCGGGCACGAUCAGACCCCGACACGUUGUCUGUACUGCAACAGGACUCCGGUGUGGUAGUGAGUGAAGCGAGCCAGGGCUCCAUCGAGGUGCUCGACAAAUCGACCACCAGCCAAUGGAGUGUGUCGGAGGAGCCGGCCGACGACGCCAAGCAGCCCGACAGUAUGACGCCCGACGAAGCGGAGAUACUGCUCAGCUCCAGUAUACUGGAGAAAAAACUUAGGCAAGAAGCUCUGCUGUCGGAUGAGCAGGCUCAAGAGAUAGUGGCCCUUCUGUCACCUCACGCGAUCGCUCAUGACAAUGGAGUCUCACUCAACGACAGCUACCAGUCCGUGCUCUCGUAUGAGAGUAUGCAGUCAGUGGACGAGAGCUACGAGUUCGUAUCAUUGGAGGCGGACGCGGGCAUGGCGGGAGGGGACGCGCCGCAGCUCGAGCCACGAGCCGAGCCCGAGCUCGAGCACGAGCCGCAACACGAGCCACAGCCCGAGCUCGAGCCACAACCCGAGCCCACGGUGUUCGACCACUACCCACCGCACUCGCUGCGAGAACUAGCUGAGGAGAACGGUAUUCAUUACUUUGAAGACGGACACUUUUAUACAGAGGUCGCCGGUCUGCCGCCCAUAGAAGAGGACGACGACGAUGAUUACUACCCGCCAGUAUUUGUUAAAAGAAAUACCAAAGUUAAAUUUAGCACUGAUCCGAUGCGAGUAUUCUCGACGCACUCGGUCCGUGAGUACGACCGCCGGAACGAGGACGUUGACCCCGUGGCCGCCUCCGCUGAAUACGAACUGGAGAAGAGAGUCGAAAAGAUGCACGUCUUCCCCGUAGACCUGGUCAAAGGAGCGGACGGACUUGGACUGUCUAUUAUUGGUAUGGGCGUGGGAGCUGAUGCUGGUUUAGAGAAGUUGGGUAUUUUCGUUAAAACGAUCACAGAGAGCGGAGCGGCCGCCAGAGACGGGCGGAUACAGGUCAACGAUCAGAUCAUUGAGGUUGACGGAAAGAGUUUGGUGGGUGUGACUCAAGCGUACGCGGCAUCAGUUCUUCGCAAUACAUCCGGCCCCGUCAAGUUUCUGAUCGGUCGGGAGAAGGAUCCUGAGAACAGUGAAGUAGCGCACCUCAUACGACAGUCACUAGCUGCGGACAAGGAGAGGGAAGAAAGAGCUUCUCGCGAGCGACAAAGGAGACAACAGACAGAAGAAGAAGUUAGUCCGCCGGCUGAUGUACGGCAUCCAGAUAUAGUUGACCUCAGGGCGUUACUCAAUGAGGUUGUAGGUAUGGAAGCCGGCGGUGGUAGUAGUCAGGAGAUCAACGCUCGUGUACGUGAGUGGUGCGCCGCGCGGGCUCCGUCCGACCAGUUACGAAGAGCUCUGGCUGCAGCCGCGGAUACAGCGCACAGGGCUCAUCGGAAAUAUGAUAAGGCUCGUCGCGCUCUCCGUGAGUGGCGUCGCACGCGUGCUAUGGUCCGCGCGCGUGAGGAGUGGUGGAGCGGCACCUUGAGGGACGCGCACCGGGAGUACGCCGCCGCACUCUCAGCACUACACGACCGAGUGGCGAGGCUAGAAGUACUUCUACUGGAAACUCAAAAGAAAGCCGGUCUACCCGUCAUGUUACCGCACGAACCCUCGGCCCGACGUGAGACGCCGCCGCUACCUCGCAGACCAGACCCUGAUCCUCUACUCAUUAAUGAUCCCUGGAGUUCGGACAGCGAUCUAUCAGAUCUCUCUCCCAUAGAAGACGAAUAUGCCAAAGUAGACAAGUCAGAAAAGAAGCCGCGGGAAGCUCCCGAUAUAGGUGACGUAACGGUGACAACCACCAACGAUAAUAAACCCACAACCACCAACAACUCUAUAUACAGCACGAUCACUACGGCGUCGUACGCGGUGACGUCCACGACGAACGUCACGGUGGUGACGUCACAGCCCGCCACACAAGCCCCCGCCCCCGCACUACCGCCAAUGAACUCUGUAAGCCACGUGACUGUAACUACGGCAACACCGACCACAGUCACGGAAAGCUUAAGCAGUGCGAACGCCAACGCAGUAUCAACUACAACACUAACAGCGACAUCCAAUACUAGUUCUAACGUGGGUGCGAACGUUGGUAGUGUGGAGGUGACGUCACGGGAGCUGGACGCGGCCGUGCCCCGCGGCGCGCUGCUCGACACGUCCGCACACCGCGCGCGCACAGACCUCGCGCGGCACAGACACCACGCGCCGCUCUCACACUCCGCGCACUCGCCGCACUCGCUCAGCAAUGCGAGCUCUUACGACGGUUUGGAUGAUUCAUACAACGACUCUGCAGAUGAAUCGCUGAGUGAAUCCACAUCGGGGGCACCGCCUCAUGCAUCACAUCAUAUUCAGCGAGACACGCGGCAGAGUUGUGGCAGCUCAAUCGGCAGCGCGACCGACGACGGAAUGUACACACGAGAUACAAGACAUCAUCCGCUCUCAGGUCCGCCGGCGUCCUUGGCAGAGCAGCUCAAGCAGGUGUUAGCGGAGCGUGAGCGGCGGCUGGCCAGCGGAUCCCCCCACCCCGACCCCGUGCAGCUCACCAACGACCUGGUGGACGAGAUACGACAGGCAGUCAGCGAGGCCAACGCCAGAGUGAAGAAAGCUCCGGCUUGUGUAGUCGGCGGUGAGGUGCCGUGGCAGCCGCUGUCUGCGGGGGCCUCCGAGACCAGCCUGUCGCCGGGCCCCCACGGUCCACAAGGUCCUCACGGCCCACAAGGCCCCCACGGUCCACACGUGUCACUCACGUCGCUAGUCGCCUCGCCCCAGCCAGUCAACCUCUGGACUAAGCAACAGGUAUGGCAGUGGGUAUCGAGCCUGGGCGAGGGUCUGGAUCGUCACGCGGGUUCGUUCGCGACGCGCGGCGUGGACGGGUCGCUGUUACUGGCGCUCAGCUCCAGCGACCUCAAGCUGCUGGGGCUGGCGGGGGACGACCGGCGGCGGAUGAAGCGACGCCUCAAGGACCUGCGGGCAUCACACGACAAGUACCUUAAGGCCGUCAAGAAGGCUGAGAAGAAAGCCAAGAAGAAGUAA
Molecule: messenger RNA, 4944 nt
Organism: Danaus chrysippus (African queen)
Lineage: Eukaryota; Metazoa; Arthropoda; Insecta; Lepidoptera; Nymphalidae
Source: the annotation of a GenBank genome assembly